Molecule: messenger RNA, 873 nt
Organism: Penicillium verhagenii
Lineage: Eukaryota; Fungi; Ascomycota; Eurotiomycetes; Eurotiales; Aspergillaceae
Product: putative mitochondrial outer membrane protein (Sam35)
Exons: 3
Coding region: 1-873 (290 amino acids)
Biological process (GO): mitochondrion organization
Cellular component (GO): SAM complex
Source: RefSeq, a predicted model, not a curated record
AUGCCUGCGAUGGCUACUGAAGGCGUACUGCCUGAACAUAAUGCGCGUUCCUUUUUCACCAUCCCUCCUCCUAUCAAGCAUCUCUUCGACAAGUUUCCUUUAGCAACUUACCCUGCAAAUGAGAUUCCGCAAAGGUCUCCAUCCCGGCGGCACGAUAACCAGCUAUUCGUUUUCAGUGAGCCAGCUAAUGCGCGUCAUGGUCGACCCUCGUUCAACCCCCAAUGUCUUAAAUGGCAGGCCUACUUGAAAUUCCUCGGUGUGGACUUUGAGAUUACUCCAUCGAACAACCAUGCAUCACCGACAGGCGCCUUGCCUUUCCUUCUUCCAGCUCUCCCUACCAAUGCCCCAGAUGCGAUUCCAUCACACAAACUCCAAAAAUGGGCGAUCGAACAGGUCCACUGCGAGGAGGAGCAGCAAUUAAACCUCCGCUUCGAAGUCUACGCCUCUCUCCUGGAUCACCGGAUACGCAAUGCCUGGUUGUAUAUGCUGUACCUUGAUAGUGAUAACUUUAAUGCCGUGGCCCGCCGGCUCUACGUCGUCCCCGCAAGCAGAAACACACUUGUCCGCAGCGCCCUAGGACUCCAGCUCCAAACAGCCGCCCGCGAUGAGCUCCUCAAGUCAUCCUCAUAUGUUGACGUCGCAGAGUUGGAAGCAGACGCGGCUAACGCAUUCCAGGCACUAUCUGCCUUGCUCGGCGACGAUGAUCACUUUUUCGGCCGACCGAACCCAGGUCUCUUCGAUGCCAGCGUAUUCGCCUACACACAUCUGAUCUUGGACGAGGGAAUGGGAUGGAAGCGAAACCAUUUGGCACCAUCGCUCCGAGAGCACGCCAAUCUUGUACAACACCGUGACAGACUUCUAGGCUUCUUCUAG